Molecule: messenger RNA, 4132 nt
Organism: Paramormyrops kingsleyae
Lineage: Eukaryota; Metazoa; Chordata; Actinopteri; Osteoglossiformes; Mormyridae
Source: RefSeq, a predicted model, not a curated record
ACUUCCGCGCUGUGCUCCCAGCCCACAAUACGUUUCUGCAUGCAGAAUGACGUUUGCGUUAAUGUGAACUCUUGCAACGUGCGCAUGUAGUACAAAAUUCAAGCGCUUUCAGCUAUCGUAUUUCUUAAGAAGAACGGUAUUUUUUAAAUGCCGCCGUGGCGUUUACAUCCGAAAAUUGGCGACAAGUUCCGAAGUGGAAAAAAAGAAACCAAGAUGAAAAUUCACCUCGUGACAUGUUUGUUGUUUUUAAUGUUCGCAGGUGGUGAGGCGAGGGUGGUGUCCGUCCCCGAGGAGCCCCUGGUCCGAGUGGAAGGCCAGCCACUGUCACUGCGCUGCAAUGUGUCUGAGUAUGAGGGCCCCUUGGAGCAGGUGUUUGAAUGGCAGGUGUUCCAAGAGGGCAAGUCCUUCCAGCUCAUCUCCUUCAUGGAGUCCAGUUACACAGAUGCCCGCUUUGCCAAGCGUGUGGCUGAUGGCGAUAUCUCCUUGCUGAGGCUGGCUGACAGUGCAGCGGAAUUGAGGAUCAGGGUGCUCAGGGUCUCAGAUAGCGGAAUUUACACCUGCAGCACUCCAAGCACCGACAUGUCUGUUAGCGGCAACUACCAGGCCAGCGUGCCGCUGGAUGUGAUUAAGGACAGCCUCCAGGUGCUGUCCAUGGCUCCUCCAACUGAGAUUCCAGAGGGAAAUCCACUGGAUAUUCACUGCAUUGCCACAAGGGACUUGAAGCAGAACACUUAUCUUUCUGUGACCUGGUCUGUCAGGAGGGGCACAGCCCCCCCAGAAGACAUUGUGACCCUUGGACCUGAUGGGGAUCACAGGGUGGGUUCCAGCUACAUCCAGCGCCAUGCGGACAUGGGGCUUCUUCCACAGUCAAUGAAGGGCAACAUCUUCAGCCUGGUGCUGACUGAGACACGACCCAGCGACGAGGGGCAGUACACUUGCACAGCGAGGGAGUGGGUCCCUGAGGGGGGAGCACUUUGGCAGCCCAUCCUGGAGAAGAGUGCAGAGCUUGGCCUACUGAAGGUCAUGCCUAUUGCUGAGUCUUUGAAAGUCUUCUUGGAGAAGAACGCCACCCUGAACUUGCAUGAUACUCUUCACUUGACCUGCUCUGUCGCACUAAACAAUCAAGUGAAUAUUGGUUUGGAGGUCACAUGGCUGGUUGGACCUGACAAAGAUGGGUCUAAUACGUCUAGGAUUCUGGCCCAUAUGAAUCAGGACGGAGUGUUGGCAAAUGGAUCGGGCCCUGGGGAGAUCAGCCGGACAGGAUUCGAUGAGUUCCAGCUGCUGCUGCGCCAUGUGGACCAGUCCGACUCAGGGUUUUACUCCUGCAGGGUCCAGGCUUGGCUCAGACAGAGUGGUGGGCGCUGGGUUCAAGCAGCAGAGAAAACAAGUUACCCAGUUCACAUUUGGGUCACCACAAUGGAAGCAAAUUUCAAUGUGACCUUGAGCAGUCCCAUGACACCGCAGAUCCUGGGUCAGCCCAUGGUGCUGGUGUGCCAGAUGAAUGGUGAACCUCCUCCAGCUGAUGCUCAGCUGGGUGUCACUUGGUACCACCAUUCUGGUGCUGACACAGGCAUAGCACCUCAGCCCAUCGCUGCCAUAGACGAGCAAGGCGACCUGGUGCUGUGGGAUGACUACCGCCCCCUGUUGGAGCAAGGGCAUAUAGUUCUAUCAAAAGUCAAACCACGCAAUUUCAGGCUGCACUUCCAGCAGAUGCAAGACUCAGACCAAGGAACAUACCACUGUGCAGUCUCAGUCUGGACCCGUGUUCGGAAUGGGGGAUGGGCCAAAAACCAGGAGGUCCGCUCUGAGAAGUUAAGCAUCAAAUGGGAAAGCAAAAGCCCGAGGCUCUAUGUUGUGGCCCGUCGUUUGAAAGAGGCCUCCAGAGCUGGGGCCACGUUUGAGAUGAGCUGUCAGGUGAUUUCACAGCAUUUGCUGGACCCAGGGUACUCUGUUCUGAUCAGGAUGGAGGAGUCCAUCAGAAGCCAGCCCCGGAAGAUUGCUUCCCUGAGCCCAGACUUGGUCAUGAAACUAGAGGAGUGGAGUGAGCCCGAUCGUCUGGACAGUGUGGUUAUGGAGAAGAUUGGACCCAAGGAGUUUCGGUUCAGAUUAUAUGGUGCUAUGGUGUCCGACCGUGGAUUCUACUUCUGUGAUGUGACAGCUUGGACUCGUGAUGUGGGGAAGGCCUGGAGCAAGGCUGUUAAUGCAGCGUCCAACAGAGUCCAGAUUUCCUUCACCGACACAGGUCCCUCCUUCAAUGUUUCCAUUCACACGGAUACAGCCAACGUCUAUCCUGGGGAAACAACCAAGAUGGAGUGCAUCCUGGGAUUGCUGGGAGCAGCUCCAAAUGCAGGUGACGUGUCAUACGAGGUGCAGUGGUAUUUGAGCUCCCACCAUGCUUCAACUGGUGCUACCCUGCUGGCCAGCAUGGACCGCUGGGGUGUGGUGAGGAAGAGCCCCAGGAACAGCAGCAGUGACUGCAGCCUGGAGCGGGCAGAUGCCCAGACAUUCAGGCUUAGUGUCCACCAAACACAGGACUUGGACGCUGGUGAAUACCACUGCAGAGCCACACCCUGGCUGCGAUCACCUGCCGGCACCUGGACCAGGGGCAGUGAGCUCACCUCCACUAGGAUCUUCCUCAUUGUCCGUUUUGCUUUUGUUCCUCCCAUCCCUUCAUCUCCUCGUCCCGUGUCUAAACGUAGGAUUGACCUUCCCGGCUCCUGACCCACCGCGACCAACCCGACCACACUUUUGGAUUUUUCCUCAGGACUUUGGUGUACCUGGUUCCCUUAUUAAAGUGUUCUCCUGCAUUUCGGGGUCUGCCUCUUCCCUGAUUGCGAAGCCUGACAGAAUACUUCGCCUGUAUAAUUUGGACCCCGCAGAGAACCAGAGGCUGCAGCAGCAGGUUGACCAGCUAACCACCCUCGUCUCUCAGCUUAUGGAGGGACGGGCUGCCCAGGCUAACCUACCUGCUUCCCCACCAAGGGUGUCCACUUCUGUGCCUGUCGCAAUGCCUGAGAAAUAUGAAGGCAACCCAGAUCAUUGCCAGGCUUUCGUCAUGCAGUGCAGGCUGUUUAUUGAGGAACACCCUGAGCGCUUUACUGAUGAGACUGCCCGAGUUCGCUUUGUCAUCUCGCUCCUCACAGGACUCGAACGUGAUUGGGCUACAGCCCUGUGGAUGGAUGACAGUCCACUCCUAGAUUCAGUAUGCGAGUUUCAGCAGGCAUUUAAGGGGAUCUUCAAUCAUCCCGCCAUCGGAGAAAUUAUUUGACCUCAAGCAGAAUUUGCGCUGGAGUUCCGCACCAUAUCAGUGGGGCUUCGCUGGCCAGAGGAGGUUCUGAGGAUUCUCUACCGACGCCUUCUCAACCCGGAGAUAUAAGAUGAGCUGACGUAUCCCAAAUUGACUGGAGUACAAGUAACCGCAUGGUCGCCCCUUUGUCUUCUCCAAUGUAUGGCCCUGCCUUGCUGUGUCUCUUCAGUUGAGAGCCCUGAACCAGAGGACCUUUCUCAGAUUCUGGCCGAGUAUGCGGAUUUUCACGAUGUCUUCAGUAAGGCCCUGUCAUUUCAGCUACCUCCCCAUCGAGAGUGUGACUGUGCCAUCGACCUCCUAGAGGGGGCAUCACUUCCAAAGGGGCGCCUGUACAGGAGGAGGAGACCAUGGAGACCUAUAUACACAAAGGGCUCCAACAAGGUAUCAUUCAUCCUUCUAUAUCACCGGUCUUAGCCGGAUUCUUCUUCGUGAAGAAGAAGGAUGGAGGACUUCUCCCUUGCAUUGACUAUCGAGUCCUCAACACCAUCUCCGUGAAAAGAUGGGGACCCCUGCUGCUGAUCCCAUCAGCACUCGAACAGCUUAGAAGGGCCACAGUUUUCACUAAACUGGACCUCCGUAGUGCCUAUAACCUUGUGCGAAUUAGUCAAGGUGACAAGUGGAAGACCUCCUUCAUCACCAAUACAGGCCAGUAUGAGUACUGGGUGAUGCCUUAUGGGUUAGCUAACAGCCCUUUCUGUAUUCCAGGCCUUCAUGUAUACCGUGUUUCGGAAUAUGGUGAACUGGUUCGUGGUCGUCUACAUUGAUGACAUCCUGAUGCCAGCUGUAUGGGACGGCAUAAUCCGCUUGUCACCCAGAUAUAUAAAA